CUCCCGAGAGAAUAGUCUUCUCUUUCGCAGCCAAAACAACAACAAAAAAUACAAAUUCUCACUCUAAAUUCUGCAGAAAAAAUAUGGAUCAUGGUCAUGACAUGCCAGGAAUGGGAGGUAUGACUCCAUCAUCAACCAUGAACACCACGAACUCAACGAUGAUGCACCACCAUAAGAUGAUGAUGCACAUGACAUUUUUCUGGGGAAAAAACACUGAAAUAUUAUUUUCCGGUUGGCCCGGUACUAGAACCGGAAUGUAUAUUUUAGCUUUGAUUCUGGUUUUUGUGGUUUCGUUUCUGGUCGAAGGAUUAUCUCAUUGUAAACUGAUUAAAUCUGGUUCGACUCAUGUUGUCGCCGGUUUGAUUCAGACUUUAUUGCAUACAAUUAGGGUUGGUUUGGCUUAUAUGGUAAUGUUGGCUGUUAUGUCAUUUAAUGGUGGUGUGUUCUUGGUGGCUGUGGCUGGUCAUUGUCUUGGGUUCUUGAUUUUUGGAAGUAGGGUUUUCAAGAAAAGUGUUCCUCCGGGUAAAACAUCCGAUCUUCCUCCGAUGAGUUGUUAAUUAUUAUUGAUCUAAUUAUUAAUUAUAAGUUUGAGAUCGGUUUCGGUUUGAAUUUUGGAUUUAGAUUUGUGGUUUCAGAUUCUCUAAAAUCUAAUUUUAUUAGUGUUUUUCUCUCUUUUUAUUUGUCUCAUAAUAAAAAAAUUCACUUGUAAAAAUUAAAUAUGAAUGGAUGUUAUUACUAUUUACAA
Messenger RNA from Mercurialis annua (annual mercury), 745 nucleotides. Its product is annotated as copper transporter 6-like. Gene Ontology annotation, cellular component: plasma membrane. The coding region runs from base 84 to 557 and encodes 157 amino acids. NCBI's taxonomy places the organism in Eukaryota, Viridiplantae, Streptophyta, Magnoliopsida, Malpighiales, Euphorbiaceae. Gene Ontology annotation, biological process: intracellular copper ion homeostasis; copper ion transmembrane transport. Gene Ontology annotation, molecular function: copper ion transmembrane transporter activity. The record is from RefSeq and is a predicted model, not a curated record. The transcript has a single exon.